UUGAUGGUGACGUCAUUAGAGAAAAACAACACUUGGGUGAGGAAGUGUUUUCUCUCGGCGCAGUUCGGAGCUCCGCUUCUCCGGAACUUUCCUCUUCUGAGCGCCUUCUCUUCUGUCUUUAGAUAGAUGUAAGUGAAAGUAAAACUCAGCGUCGCCAUUUUGUGUCGCAGCGAAAAUAAAAGGCCGAGGAGUAAAAACACGGUGAGAAUCAUCUGUCCUGCUGGAAUCUGGAGAAGAAACAUGGGUUCCACCACGAGUGUGCCUGAAAAUCAGGACGAGAGCGUGAUGGAGGGAAAGAGAUCAGACUCCCCAGAACCCAGCUGUGCGUCCGAGAACAGUGACGCGUCAAUGGAACCUCCAGCUACCUUCAGAGCCGGACACAUGUCUGCUUAUCCGAUCGUGAUGGAGGGAAAGAGAUCAGACUCCCCAGAACCCAGCUGUGUGUCCGAGAACAGUGACGCGUCAAUGGAACCUCCAGCUACCUUCAGAGCCGGACACAUGUCUGCUUAUCCGAUCGUGAUGGAGGGAAUGAGAUCAGACUCCCCAGAACCCAGCUGUGUGUCCUUUAAGAGUGGCUGGUCAAUGGAACCUCCACCUACCUUCGGAACCGGACACAGGUCUGCUUAUCUGAGGCUGCGUGGGUGUAAUCUCUCAGAGGAAAGCUGUAGAGCUCUGUCCUCAGUUCUCAGCUCCACCUCCUCCAGACUGAGAGAACUGGACCUGAGUUACAAUAAACUGCAGGAUUCAGGAGUGAAGCUGCUCUCUGCUGGACUGAAGAACCCACACUGUACACUGGAGAUACUGAGUCUGUGUAAGUGUGAUCUCUCAGAGGAAAGCUGUAGAGCUCUGUCCUCAGUUCUCAGCUCCACCUCCUCCAGACUGAGAGAACUGGACCUGAGUAACAAUAACCUGCAGGAUUCAGGAGUGACGCUGCUCUCUGCUGGACUGAAGAACCCACACUGUACACUGGAGAUACUGAGGUUGUGUUUGUGUGAUCUCUCAGAGGAAAGCUGUAGAGUUCUGUCCUCAGUUCUCAGCUCCACCUCCUCCAGACUGAGAGAACUGGACCUGAGUUACAAUAAACUGCAGGAUUCAGGAGUGACGCUGCUCUCUGCUGGACUGAAGAACCCACACUGUACACUGGAGAUACUGAGACUGGCGUGCUGCAGAGUUACAGAAGAAGGUUGUGCCGCUUUGGCUUCAGCUCUGAGAUCAAACUCCUCACAGCUGAGAGAACUGGAUCUGUUCGCUAAUAAUCCAGGAGAAUCAGGAGUGAAGCUGCUCUCUGAUCUACUGGAGGAUCCACACUGUACACUGGACACACUGGACAUGUAGGGAAAACACCCCUUUAGGUUUUUUUAAGACGAGGGAGACCCGUCACACAUUUCAACCCAGUUCCGUGGAGUUUUGUCCGUCCUCACAGUGAAGAUCUUCAGCAGUAACCGUGAUGGACCCCAUGCUUUAUUCCACUCAGCUACACGUCACUGCAGGAUUUUAUAUCGUAAUAUUACAGUCCAGUAUUGACACACACCGCAGUGACAUCAUCAUCAUCAUCACCACCAAGAGUGGUGCGCAAGAGUGUGUGCGCGAGUUUAGGAGUGCACCUCCACUCAUUGACGGACAGUGUUUGAUAACUUAAACCCCCCACCCCCACCCCCCUUUGACAGUAUCAGCCAGAGGAGGAUGUCCACCAGGAGAGUUUAUUUUAUUUUAUUUUUAAAAUUUUAUUUACAGAGUAAAAACUCAAUUUUAUUUUAAGAGUGCGCACGAAUCUGCCUUUCUCCUAGUGAAGUUCACAACGUGCCUGGACUUGAUUAUUUUGUAGUUAACGGAGAAACUAGCGUCUUUACUAACUGCUUUAUAAAUAAUAAUAAUGUUGUGUGUAACAGCAUCAUGAUUUAAUCUGAUUAUAUGAAAAAUGUACAUUUACUCUUUAUAUAAACCUGUUAUUAUCUGCACAUUUACUUUAUAUACUCAUCUACAGUUCUAAUAAAAAUUACUGAGAGUCUG
Messenger RNA from Ictalurus punctatus (channel catfish), 2010 nucleotides. RefSeq names its product NACHT, LRR and PYD domains-containing protein 12. Bases 241 to 1335 code for a protein of 364 amino acids. NCBI's taxonomy places the organism in Eukaryota, Metazoa, Chordata, Actinopteri, Siluriformes, Ictaluridae. The record is from RefSeq and is a predicted model, not a curated record. Gene Ontology annotation, molecular function: protein binding. The transcript has 10 exons.